AUGGCAGCAUCUCACAACUUCUGUUAUGGUUGGAGAUGGUCCAUUGCCAGUAGUGAGUUUUUGGAUUUACCACUUCUUAUACUAUCUUUCUUUCUUAGUGAGACCCCAAGGUUUCUCAUUAAGAAAGGGCGUAUAGAGGAUGAAAAAGCAUCCCUUAAGAUGUAUAGGAAAUGUGGAGCAGAAGCACAACUAGAGAUGUUAGCAGGCGUGAUGGAAAAUGAAGGCAAGAGGAAAAGGAAGAAACUGUCGCACUCGCCCAUUUUACUGCUUAACAUAGUGGCUCAAAAUUUUCAGCAAGUUUUGGGCUUAGACUCUAUACUAUUCUUUGGACCAUUACUUCAACAGUCAGCUAGAUACACCUAUAGUGCUUCCUUCGGCGCUCCGCUUUUUGUCGGAGUUGUUCGAGCUUGA
Molecule: messenger RNA, 411 nt
Organism: Nicotiana tabacum (common tobacco)
Lineage: Eukaryota; Viridiplantae; Streptophyta; Magnoliopsida; Solanales; Solanaceae
Product: sugar transport protein 7-like
Biological process (GO): transmembrane transport
Cellular component (GO): membrane
Molecular function (GO): carbohydrate transmembrane transporter activity
Source: RefSeq, a predicted model, not a curated record